AUGCUUAUCGUCGUCGUCGCCCUCGCUGUCCUCUUCCAUGACGUGAACAAUGUCUCAACGUGGACGUGUGUCGAUAUCACGACCGAUAAUGUCAACUGCGGCUAUUGCAACGGCGUCUGUCCGCCUGACUCGAAAUGCGUGGGCGGGAAGUGCAUCUGCAACAACUCUGGUCGUCCUUGGUGCUGGUUGGGGUGCCCCGACUACAACACGGAUAGCGUCAAUUGUGGAACUUGUGGGAAGUCUGGCGGUAGGUGCGUGGGAUGCCCGCCCGGCAUGCUGGGGUGCAGUGGAGGCUGCAAGGACCCGCAAAGCCACGUCGAUCAUUGUGGUUCAUGUUUCUUCCAAUGUCCCCCAGGGGUUCCGUGCCGUAACGGCAAGUGCAUCUGUCCAGCUCCCCUCACAAUUUGCGGGUGGUACAGCCCAGGCUGCAAGGAUCUGAUGACUGAUCCACUGAACUGUGGCGCGUGCGAGAGAGUGUGCAACUUCCAGGGCAAGACCAAGUGUCGAAAUGGAGAGUGUAUUGAGGAUUGUCCCCCGGGUCAGAUCGGAUGUGGCGUGGGUGGGUGCGUAAACCCGUUGAACGAUAAUCAAAACUGCGGCAAAUGUGCCAACAGCUGCGCGGCGGGCAUGACAUGCCGAAACGGCAAGUGCGAGGGAAACGAUGGGUGUGGACCGGGUCAGAAGCUGUGCAACGGCCUCUGCACCAAUCCUUCCAACGACAACCGUCACUGUGGCGACUGCGGUGUCGCAUGCCCGGUAGGCAAGAAUUGCCGUAACGGGGCGUGUUCGUGACCGGUUCACUGAGCUUGAACGACUGCACAGGACUGAGAAGACAUCUAAAGUGCAAAUGUGAUGAAGGAGUUAUCG
Messenger RNA from Cutaneotrichosporon oleaginosum, 867 nucleotides. NCBI's taxonomy places the organism in Eukaryota, Fungi, Basidiomycota, Tremellomycetes, Trichosporonales, Trichosporonaceae. The record is from RefSeq and is a predicted model, not a curated record.